Molecule: messenger RNA, 2655 nt
Organism: Pieris napi
Lineage: Eukaryota; Metazoa; Arthropoda; Insecta; Lepidoptera; Pieridae
Exons: 5
Coding region: 262-1368 (368 amino acids)
Source: RefSeq, a predicted model, not a curated record
AAUAUAUUAUAUGCAAAGAUGCAACUCAGUGGACUGUGGACUAACCUAAUCUAUAGAAAGAUUUUAUUGAUUAAAUCCUGUCACAAAUUGCAAUCAACAAACCAAUUACAUCCAUGAUCCUAUCAAUAUCAACAAUUGUUUAAGUUUCAUGGAUUGGGUUGUACUGUAAAUAUGGAAGAACACGUUAUUUACUGAAGAGUAAUAGUUUUAAUGUAAAAAUGUGUACCUCAGUGUACUUAGGGGCAUUGCAUUAACCAAAGAAUGGUGAAAAUGAAAACUAAAAGUUUCUUGUUGUUUUCGACAACCGUUUUUGCUAUUAGUAUAUUUUUGAUAGUUUUCCACUCGCAGCCACCGCAGUCAUUUCAAAGUAUAGUUUCUCAAACCCAUCAACAUAUAAAAAACUUCCAGGCCUCUUUGCCCCAGGAGCAGCUACGGGAUGUCGAAGAGCGUCACCUGGUGCAAGAAGAGCGUUACCUCAGCCUUGUUGGGUUGGCUGGGCAUGUUGAGCUUUGGAAGAACACAACCGUACCUGUGCUUGUAACUCAUGCUCGCAAUGAUGAUCAUGCACUAGUUGUAGCCUUUAUAAGGGCAGCUCAGAAACUUCCAUACACCAUACUUGUCUACAAUCUUGGCCUCAAACCCUAUUCAUUAAAUGUGAUUUCCAACUACUGCAAUUCAUCAAAGUGUGUCGUGAUAGAUUUCGAUCUCACAGCAUUCCCUGCGCACGUCAACGACGAGAGCAUCACUGCCUUUCGACCGCUUAUCAUUCAGCACGCGCUGAGCCGCGUGGGCGGGGUGGUGUACUGCUCCGCGGCCAGCAGAUGGCGCGGGUCGGCGGCCGAGCUGGAGGCGACGUGGCGGGGUGCGGCGGCGUCGCUGGGCGUGGUGGCUUGGCCGCGGAGAGCCGCCGUCACCUCUCUCACGCACCCGCACAUGUUCACCUACUUCCACGCCGACGUCGACGACUUCCUCUUCGUGCAGAUGCUCGACACGUCGCGGCUCGUCUUGGCCGCCUGCGACCGCCUCGCGCCUCUCAUGCGGCCCUGGGUGCAGUGCGCACUCACCGCCGACUGCAUCAUGCCCGUCGGCGCUCAGUCGGAGGGCUGCCGUUUCGACAAGAAGCCGCAAUAUCGAUAUUCGGGGUGCCACGGACAGGACGCGUCGGCGCUGAGCAUCAUCCUGGGGCUCCGCAGCGGGUUCGAAGAGAGCGGCUACACGGGCUCGGCGGGCCGAUGGGGCCGCGCGUCCGCACCGGCCGCCCAGAGGGCCUUCUCCGCCCAGAGGCCCCUCUCCGCCGGCCGCAACGGCUCCACCACCCCCCGCCCCGACGAACGCUCCGACCGCACGGACCGCUACGACAGCCGCUAGAACCGGGUACGUUCCCCGCUAAGGGCGAUCGUCUCCACUUCCAGCUUCGUCCCGAACGACCGAGUGAUAUGGAUUCAAUGUAUUUUUGAGUUAAUCAAUAUCGUACGUAAAUAUGAAUCUUAACGAGUAUUGCGCUUAGCAUUUAGCGUUAAUACUUUGCGUGCGAUAUAUUUUAAGUAAAUUAAAAACGCAAAAUUGUGGCGAACAAAUAUUGAUAUUGGUUCGGGAGAGAUAGGUCCGUCUAGCGCCAGCACAAAUGUGAUCUCAAUUAUUUUUGGCAAUUUAUUGAAGAGUUUACUUUUUAAUGAUUCAAGCGUCGAGAGCUCUGCGCUGCGAACAGAAAGCUCGGAAUAUUAUUUCGCAUCGAAAUAUUGUGUUUCAGCGGAUUUGAAGUACAAUUGCACAAUUUCCUUUUAUAAUCGUCGAUGUCGACAUUACUCUGAGUAAAUUAUUAAGUAGGUACAGUCAUUAUUGUAAUAUUUUUUAUUUUUGUAAUUUUAUACUUACCGCGUACAAUAUUAUUUUGUUUAUUUUUCUAAGCUUUAGAGGGCUUAUUUAUGUGCAGUCAUUUUUGCGUAUAUCCUGUGGCGCUUAGCUUAUUACCCACUUGUAAAGUAUUAACCGUGUUGGGUCUCUCGAUAGUUACGACUUUUGACAGAAAAACUUUGUAUAAAGGUAGAAAUUUUGUAGAUAGUUGAUUUAUAUUUAAUAACAAUAGAUUCAUGGAUACAAAUAAUAACUCAGAAGUAGCGAUGGAUCUAGGUUAUGGCUGUCCAUCUUAAAUUACUCAGUAUUUAUAGAAAAUGGCUUUUAUAUUCCGUAUUGUACAUUGAACUUGUGCUAGUCCUCUUCUAUUUGUUAAUAAUUCUUAAUGCGCUCGUCCUAAGGUCCAAUAAUUAUUUUAGUGUUUAUUACUACAUAUGUAUCUUAAUUGUAUUUUGUGCAAUAUUAGCUUAUUAUCGAACCCUACGAGUGAUACCUUUAUGCUCCUUUAUUUAAAAUAAAUGGUCCAUAUAACGAUUUCAGUGUCUAAGUGUUUAAUGUAUGACCUGCGCUGGGAACCGAUUCCACAAAUCGCUAGUUGAGAAAAAGGAAACGGUUUGUAAAGCGAACUGUGGAAGAUUUCUAGCCAACCAGACUAGUAGUAAGAAUAUUCUAAAACGACAUGGCACAUUAUUUACAUUCCUAUGGUUUAAUUUAAAACAUACACUGAGCUCAAAAUAUUGUCUCUAUAUAUCACUCUCUUAUAUAUUUAAUAAAACCAUUUGUGGACUUACUGAAUAUUGA